Messenger RNA from Mytilus trossulus (common blue mussel), 660 nucleotides. Its product is annotated as large ribosomal subunit protein mL62-like. Gene Ontology annotation, biological process: mitochondrial translational termination. Bases 26 to 607 code for a protein of 193 amino acids. Gene Ontology annotation, molecular function: translation release factor activity, codon nonspecific; peptidyl-tRNA hydrolase activity. The transcript is spliced from 6 exons. Gene Ontology annotation, cellular component: mitochondrial large ribosomal subunit. The record is from RefSeq and is a predicted model, not a curated record. NCBI's taxonomy places the organism in Eukaryota, Metazoa, Mollusca, Bivalvia, Mytilida, Mytilidae.
UUGACAUUUCCGGUAAUUGAAAGUCAUGGCACUUCGAGUUUUUUGUAACAAAUGUUUAAUUAAUUCGUCGUUCAAGCAAUUGACAAGUUAUCAACGCCAUGGUUUUAAGAGCAUAUACAGCAUAGACAAAAUCUACCCAAAUAGCAAUCCUGAUAUUUUAAAAGAGAACAGAUUAGAGACAGCAAAGCCUGGUUUUACAGGAUUCAUCCCAGUUGAAAAAUUAGAGAUAAAAAGUUCCAGAGGAAGUGGACCUGGAGGCCAAAGUGUUAACAAAUCAAAUAAUAAAGUAGAAAUCAGAUUCCAUGUUGCCUCAGCUGAUUGGAUACCAGACAACCUUAAAGACAAAUUUCUUGAGCAGGAAAAAAACAGAAUUAAUAAAGAAGGAUAUUUUAUAACAAUGUCUCAUAAAACACGUAAACAUAUAUUAAAUCAGAGUGAUUGUAUAAAUAAACUUAGAACAGCUAUAUAUGAAUGUAUGAUUGAAAGAGAACCUCCAUCAGAAGAGCAUUUAGAGAAACUGAAUAAAAGGCUAGCAAAACAACAAAGAGAAAGAUUACGCGAGAAAAGGAGUCAUUCUUUGAAGAAACAGGACAGAAAAACUUUAUGAUAUUUUUCUAGUUGUUGAUAUUAUGUAAAUAAAAAUAAAAGUGUAUAAAGUUC